This is a messenger RNA of Notothenia coriiceps (black rockcod), 979 nucleotides long. Its product is annotated as endoribonuclease Dicer-like. The transcript has 4 exons. Gene Ontology annotation, cellular component: cytoplasm; RISC-loading complex; nucleus. Gene Ontology annotation, biological process: pre-miRNA processing; siRNA processing; apoptotic DNA fragmentation. The record is from RefSeq and is a predicted model, not a curated record. Gene Ontology annotation, molecular function: ribonuclease III activity; RNA binding; protein binding. NCBI's taxonomy places the organism in Eukaryota, Metazoa, Chordata, Actinopteri, Perciformes, Nototheniidae. The coding region runs from base 45 to 659 and encodes 204 amino acids.
CUCUCUCUGCUGCUCAUUCAGUUGAGGACUCCAACACACUAGACAUGGACUUUUCCUUCAUGGAGGACAUUGAAAAGUCUGAGGCCCGCACCGGCAUUCCUACCACUCAGUACACCAAGCAGAACCCCUUCAGCUUCAAGCUGGAGGACUACCAGGAUGCUGUCAUCAUUCCACGGUAUCGUAACUUUGACCAACCGCAUCGCUUCUAUGUCGCCGACGUGUACACAGACCUGACGCCGCUCAGCAAGUUUCCCUCUCCAGAGUACGAGACGUUUGCUGAGUACUACAAAACCAAGUACAACCUGGACCUGUCCAAUCUGAACCAGCCGCUCCUUGAUGUGGACCACACCUCCUCCAGACUGAACCUGUUAACCCCUCGGCACCUGAACCAGAAAGGCAAAGCUCUGCCGCUCAGCAGCGCAGAGAAGAGGAAGGCCAAGUGGGAGAGUCUGCAGAACAAACAGAUCCUGGUUCCAGAGCUGUGUGCCAUCCACCCCAUCCCCGCCUCUCUGUGGAGGAAAGCUGUGUGCCUGCCCAGCAUCCUGUACCGCCUCCACUGCCUGCUGACUGCAGAGGAGCUGCGGGCCCAGACCGCCAGUGAGGCUGGAGUGGGGGCUCAGACCCUCCCCCCCGACUUCAGGUCUGGUUUUACCCACUAAACCACAUAAACGCAGGAUCAGUGCUUAACAACAGCGAGACAUUGUCAGUUAUUCCAUUUUAUUUUCUCUACUGUAGCACUAACACUGCACACGACACGCCCUGCUUAUUCUCUCACAGUGAUAGAGUGCAACAAAUGAAGUAUGCUGCCCUUUGCUACUGGGCAGACGCUCAACUGAUUCUCGCAGGAGAGGAGAACAACAUGUGUCAUCACCCAUGGCAGAAAACAUGUAGUCACUGUCUCUAGCAUAGUGGUUCCCAACGUGUGGGGCGCAGAGGCAUGACAGGGAGCGCGAGAGACCAGGAGGAAAAAUGGUUAUAC